Heterobasidion irregulare TC 32-1 is the source of this 186-nucleotide messenger RNA. RefSeq lists its product as uncharacterized. The record is from RefSeq and is a predicted model, not a curated record. Bases 1 to 186 code for a protein of 61 amino acids. The transcript has a single exon. Lineage: Eukaryota; Fungi; Basidiomycota; Agaricomycetes; Russulales; Bondarzewiaceae.
AUGUAUAAUAGUCUACUAUUACUCAGGUCUUACAUGGUACUGCCAGAUAUCCUGUGCCUAUAUAAGUGCUUCUUUUGCAUUGCCCACAAUAGUCUUGGCCAUUUUGGCACCAACAAGUCAUAUUCUACAUUACAUAGCUCCUUCUAUUGGAUAAACAUGUGCUAUAAUACUGAAAUGGCUCUAUAA